Molecule: messenger RNA, 3903 nt
Organism: Psylliodes chrysocephalus
Lineage: Eukaryota; Metazoa; Arthropoda; Insecta; Coleoptera; Chrysomelidae
Source: the annotation of a GenBank genome assembly
ACUAUUCAUUAGAAGUUUAUAAAAGUAUCAAAGAUUUUCUGUUCGGUGAAGACAUAACAUGUGAAAAAUGACGGAGGAUAAUUUUUUUAAUUUGUUAAAGCGGACUUUUCCGCAAAUGCUAGCCGCUAUUUCUGGAACCCUAUUUGCAAUAUCAGAUGGUAUGACAUAUGGUUGGAGUGCUCCCUAUAUCCCUUAUUUAAUUAGCGAAAUUAGUCACAUAGAAACCAAUAUACAUGAAGCCGAAUUGCUGGAAACCUGCUUUCUAAUGGGAUCCUUCUGUGGUUUACCACUUACCAUAUACCUAGUAGACAAAAUUGGUAGAAAAAAGUCAUUGCUGUUAGCAUCGUUUGUUGUACUACUCGCAUGGAUUGCAAUAGGAGUAGCCACCAAUAUGAUCUAUCUGUUCGUAGCAAGAUUUUUUUGCGGAAUGUGCGGAAACAUGGCAUUUGUUGCUGCUCCGUGUUAUAUUGCAGAGAUAGCAGAUUCAAAAAUAAGAGGAUUUUUAAGUAGUAUUAUCUACGUUAUGAUGUUAUUAGGUUGCUUGAUAGUUUAUUCUGUGGGGCCCUAUUUGCCGUUUUACGUACCCUGCAUUAUUGGUGGUUCAGUAGCAAUUGUAGAACUACUAGUAUUUUCUAGAAUGCCUGAAAGUCCAUUAUAUUUACUAUCAAAGAAUAAACCUGAAGAAGCCCUGGAUUCAAUAAAAUUCUUUAAACCAUACUGUGAUGCGGACAAAGAAUUACAAGAAAUAUCUGAACUUUUAGAGAACCAGUUAAAAGAUAAGGGAAGAUUUGUAGAUAUAUUUACAGUGUCUAGUAACCGAAAAGGUUUAAUAAUUAUGACUGUGUUAAAUGCUGGCCAACAUCUAUGUGCUUACUCUGUGAUCUUGAUGAAUUUACAUACAAUUUUGGAUGCCGCUGGUACAAACUACAUGGAUAGUGCGCAUGCUGCCAUUCUUUUUGCAGCUUUGAUGUUGAUAUCAACAAUUUUCGCUUCAACUCAAAUGGAUAAUUAUGGAAGAAAAGCUCUGCUUAUAUUUUCAAGUAUACUUACAGGCAUAUGCUUACUUUGUGUUGCAGUUUACUUUAAUUUACAGCACAUGGGUUAUAAUAUGUUAACUUUCAGUUGGGUGCCAAUUGUGUCCGUAAUGGUAUACGCGUUGGUGUUUAAAAUUGGUGUAGGUAUAGUACCAAUAGUAGUUACAGCUGAAAUUUUUCCCACUAACCUUAAGGCUUUAGGAAUGACCUUAUCUGAUUCUAUGUUCAUAAUUGGUGGGAUAAUCGCUAUUAAUUUCUAUCAAGCUGUAGCUAAUGAUUUUGGUAUUCAUAUUCCCUUUUAUGUAUUUGGUUGUUUUUCAUUGUUUGUUACUUUCUUUACUAUAUUUUUUAUACCUGAGACCAAGGGAAAAACUUUGGAGGAAAUUCAGAUACUGUUGAAAGGAGAAAAGCCUAAAAGUGUAAUUGAAACACCUACUGCUUAAAAGAAGAGUUAAAAUGUCCAAUUUUUUUGAGAAAUUGUCGUAAUUUGGCUGAUAACUUUGUUUCGUUCAAAAGAAAUUUUGUUUUGAAAGUUUUCGGUAACUGAAUAUUCAGAAAAAUGAAGUUAGACAUUUUGAGUGAGAUAAAUGAAACAGACGAUCACUUCCCUAUAUUUUUAUGUCUUUAUCUUAUUAUUAAGUUUAAUUUAUAUUAACAAGAAGAUUCUGGGAUCUUUAAAAUAUAUUUGGUUUAGCUUCACCUUGAGUGUAUCGUGCUCUUUAACCCAUGAAUGCAAUUAUUGGUAAUUUAAGUACUUAACCUAAUUCAGGUAAAAAAAUAAGGUUGAGAUAUGGUGAUAUUACUCACAACCUUGUUAGUAUCUGUAAGGCCAAAAAUUAUUCAAUAAAAUAGUAAACAUAACGAAACAGCAUUUGAAUUUAAAAUUUAUAUAUAUAAAAAAAAACAGAAAAUAUGUAUUAAAGACAAUGUAGUACUUAUAUGAAAUAUUAAAGUACUCUACUACAGUUAAAUGUGACCAACCUACAUCAAAAUCUAAUAUGAAAAAUGAAGAAUAAAAAAUAGAAGGAAGAGAAGAAAAUAGGACGAUACCAACAACAAGAUUAAAGAGCAAGGCUUAGGCAAAACAAUAUUUUAAAUAUUUCUAUAGUUUAUUUGAAAAUUUUUAUGACCCAGGAAAUAAACCCCAAUAUAACAUCAUAAAUCAGUGACGAAGAAUUUCUAAAAUAAAAUGUUUAGAAUUAUUUGUUAUAAAUUCAAAUCUUUGAAUUUUUUCCUAAAAUUUUUAAACAUGCCUUUUUAUUUCAAUUCUUUUCUUAAAUUUUCUAGUUAUUUUAUUCAACAAAAAUAUGUUUAAGUUAGUAAUUUCUACAGGUAAAAAAUAUUUUCAAUUUAAGAUCAAUUUAAGUUACCCUCAACUUUUUUAGAAAGGAUUAAAAUUUAUAUUUGGACAGAAAGUGUUAUUCAGAUUUUAAUUUAUUUUAGUUAAGAUUUACAUUUCUGCUUGUAUAUUCUUGUGAUUGUAAUACGCAUAAUUGUUAGUUCUGUAUUAAUAAGCGAUAAAAAGCGAUAUUAAUUAAGUGGAUGUGUGCAAUAAAAAUGGUACAAACAUCUAUUUAUACUCCUGCAUUAAAGUGCAAUUUAACUGAGUAUAUGAAAACUUUACUGUUAAAUGUAAAUGACGCUCUUGUACAUGAACAUUUCAAUAGUACUCUUUGGAGUAUAGUUUUUAAGUCUUCAAAUAUGACCGGAGUUGGACAAGCAACCAUUUAUAGAUUUUUAAAGCAACGAAAGGAUGAAAAUAUUACAGUAGCACCUAAAACGUCAACUGGAAAAAACCUCAUUUAAAUAGAAGGUACCAUGAAACAACUGAUCCAAAGAAAAGUGCAUUUGCUUUAUUUACAAAAAGAUUUACCUACUUUGGAUAAACUUUUACUAGACAUUAACGAAGACGAAACAUUGCUAAACGUAAAAGAGACAAAUUAUGAAAAACUUUACAUGAAUUAGACUUCGUUUGGGAGAUGUACUAUAAAAAAUCUGCGCUCAUAAAAAAGAAAUUAUUUGUUGGAAGAGGCAAUAUUUAAGGGAAAUUGGAAAAUUAGGAAGAGAAGACAAAAAUAUUUUUUAUUUGGUUGAAACAUGGAUAAAUGAAGGACAUUUUGUAAAAAAAGUUUGGCAAGAUAGGCUACAAAUGUUAUUAGACAUUUAUAGAAGGAUUGUCUACUGGCUUAAAACUUCCAAAUGGUAUGUUAUGGUAUGUUGGGAAUGGGGUGUUAAUACACUGCGACCUAAAAGAUCUAUUGUGCUUCCUUCUUUCGCUAAUACACAAAGGAAAUGUUUCAAUUUUUAUGACGACCCUUCCAAUCCUAUCUUCUCAAGGAAAUGUAGGAUUUGGAGUGGCUUUACGUUUGGUAAAUCUUCUUCUUCUAUUGAUAUCCUCCUAGGUAUGGUACCCUUGUAUUCUGGAGUGCUACACAUUUAGUUAGAAUGUGACUGGAAGUGUCGUCCUCCUCCUCCUCACAGAAUCUGCACUCACUAUACUCUACUACUCUGUUUACUAAGGUAUCCUUUUAGUCCGCAAUGCCCGGUAAGGAUCCCUGUUACAAUACGUAGCCUGUUCUUGCUCGGGCAGAUGCAGGCUUCUGAUCUUUCCUGGUUAUAUUCACUCAGAAGUAUCUUAGCCUGCCUCAGUCCCCAGAGGUUCUUCUACUGUCCAAUUCUUUUAUAAUAUGUCCUAAUAUUAGGUGAUACCGCAGAACGACUCAGGUCCUACAAAGGGUGUUUGAGUCCCUUUCCUUGCAAGACUAUCUUGUUAGCCUGUACCCCGUUAUGUAAUUCUGUAAUAGUUAUGGACAAUGCCAGUUACCAUUUAAGAUUAAAGGAACCGUUACCUAACAAUAAAUGGAAAAAG